Carica papaya (papaya) is the source of this 5610-nucleotide messenger RNA. Its product is annotated as ATP-dependent RNA helicase DEAH11, chloroplastic-like. Gene Ontology annotation, molecular function: ATP binding; RNA binding; zinc ion binding. The record is from RefSeq and is a predicted model, not a curated record. NCBI's taxonomy places the organism in Eukaryota, Viridiplantae, Streptophyta, Magnoliopsida, Brassicales, Caricaceae. Gene Ontology annotation, cellular component: intracellular anatomical structure.
UUCGUUACCAACUUUCUUUUCUGCCUUAUUUGUCAGCGUCCAACUUCUUCUUCUUCCUCUUCUUCUUCUUCUUCUUCUUCUUCACUGUUUCUUGACAACAUUUUUCUUUUCUCCGUUUGUCUUCUCUGAGGGCUCAUGAGGAACUAUUCAUUUCCUGCCACCGACCGGGAACAGGGGAAUGCCGGCAGACCUCCUUAUACCUCUUUCUACAAUCACAAUCACUACCCCGGUUUUGUACAACGCCGACCGCGAUACCCCGAUGGUCAAUAUGGACGCCAGCCAAAACCAAAUUUCCCCAUGAAUCACACGUUGGAUCGGCCUCCCGGACCCGACCCGAUCAAACCCAAUUUCAUCGUCGAACUCCUGCGCCCGACCGGUCGCCAGUGCGCCAGGGUCCUCAAGAAACCCGAAAUUGAAGCCUUGAUUUCCCAAUGCAACAUCGCUGCAGAAAACCUAGCCGUAUUCGACUCCGGCCCUGUUGCCGCGUCUAUCUCUUUCCGGCAAUGGGUCGACACGCUCACCGCGACUAUUUCGCUCUGGGAGUCCCGGCUUCGCGGGAGCCACGAAUUUUCCGUGAAGGUUGUCUCCAACGUGCCGGUCCCGUCAGACACUCUGGAGCUCAGGGAGAAGCUCCGAGCCCUUUUCUCUGCCCACGUGAGGUCACUGCUUGACGGGGAGGCCCUGAAGAAGUGGAGGAAGAAGGUUGAGGAGAAGUCCUCUGAGAUCGCUGCAGUGUCGGCUAAGUUGAGGAGGAAAGGUGGUGUUCGCCAGAUGAUGUUCCACAAGCUGGUUGAUGAGAAGGAAAGUUUAAUGGCGGAGAGGGACUUGGUUUCAAAAAGGGUUAAGGAGUUCGAGAGUGCCAUACGGUGCUUUUUGAAGUAUCUUGAAGGUUGUGUUGCAGAGAAGGAGGAUUGGGAUGGUGGCGAACAGCUUGUGGAGGUGUUUAAGUUCAAGGGGGACUACAAUUGGGAGCAGAUUCACCACAUGAUUUUGCGGGAGUGCCGGAGGCUGGAGGAUGGCCUCCCUAUCUAUGCUUACCGGCAGGAUAUUCUCUCGAGAAUUCUUACUGAACAGACAAUGGUUUUGAUUGGAGAGACUGGCUCCGGCAAGAGUACGCAGUUGGUUCAAUUCCUUGCUGAUUCAGGAAUAGCUGCUGAUAAGUCCAUCAUCUGCACUCAACCCCGAAAAAUUGCUGCUUUCUCAUUGGCACAUAGGGCCAGGGAAGAAAGCAAUGGGUGCUAUGAAAAAUCAGUGAUAUCGUAUCCAGCAUUUUCGUCUUCUCAACAGUUUGGUUCUGGGGUAAUAUAUAUGACGGACAACUGUUUGCUGCAGCACUACAUGAAAGAUAGGAAUUUGUCUGGGAUUUCGUGCAUCAUUAUUGAUGAGGCUCAUGAAAGAAGCCUGAACACUGACCUUCUUCUGGCAUUGGUUAAAAAUUUGCUUAACUGUCGGCUUGAUUUACGGCUUGUCAUAAUGUCUGCUACAGCUGAUGCAAAACAGCUUUCAGAAUAUUUUUUUGGCUGUGAAAUCUUUCAUCUGAUGGGGAGGAACUUUCCAGUUGAUGUCCAAUAUGUCCCUAGGGCCACCGAGGGAACUACCAGUUGCGGUAGCAUUGCUUCAUAUGUUCACGAUGUUGUAAGGAUAGCUGCAGAGGUUCACAAAACAGAGGAAGGAGGGACUGUUCUAGCCUUUUUGACUUCUCAAAUGGAGGUAGAAUGGGCAUGUGAAAGGUUGGAAGCUCCCUCUGCAGUUGUCUUACCCUUACAUGGGAAGCUUUCUUUUGAGGAGCAAUUUCGUGUUUUUCAAGAUUACCCUGGGAAAAGAAAAGUCAUCUUUGCUACAAAUAUUGCAGAGACAUCACUUACCAUUCCUGGAGUUAAGUAUGUUAUUGAUUCUGGAAUGGUCAAAGAGAGUAAAUUUGAACCUUUCACUGGCAUGAAUGUCCUUAGAGUUUGCUGGACCAGUCAGAGCUCUGCUAAGCAACGCGCUGGCCGUGCUGGGAGAACAGAACCUGGAAGAUGCUAUAGACUUUACUCAGAAUGUGUUUUUGAGUCAAUGCCUCCCAACCAGGAACCCGAGAUUCGCAGAGUUCAUCUAGGGGUUGCAGUUCUGAGGAUUCUUGCUUUGGGCAUCACAGAUAUAAAGGGUUUUGAUUUUGUUGAUGCACCUAAUGCUGAAGCCAUUGACAUGGCCACUCAGAAUCUUGUUCAGUUAGGAGCUAUUACACAGAACAAAGGUAUUUUUGAAUUGACUGAAGAGGGAAAGUAUAUAGUCAAAUUGGGUAUUGAACCAAGGCUUGGCAAGUUGAUCAUUAGUUGCUUUCGUUUUAGCUUGUUGAAAGAGGGCCUUGUUCUUGCUGCUGUUAUGGCAAAUGCCAGCAGCAUAUUCUGCAGAGUUGGUAAUGACGACGAUAAGCUAAAAGCUGAUUGCCUUAAGGUGCAAUUUUGUCACUGCAAUGGUGAUCUCUUCACACUGCUUUCUGUCUAUAAGGAAUGGGAGUCUCUGCCUGAAAGCAGGAGAAAUAAAUGGUGUUGGGAGAACAGCAUCAAUGCCAAAUCCUUGCGAAGGUGUGCGGACGCAGUCAAAGAGUUGGAAGGUUGUCUCAAAAAUGAACUUUCUGUUAUCGUUCCUAGUUACUGGGUCUGGAAUCCGUAUAAGUUACUCGAGCAUGAUACUCAUUUGAAAAAGAGCAUACUUUGCUCCCUUUCGGAAAACAUUGCUAUGUACUCCGGAUAUGAUGAUCUUGGUUAUGAAGUGGCUUUGACCAGGCAGCAUAUUCAGCUACAUCCAUCAUGCUCUUUGCUGACAUUUGGUCAGAAGCCAAGAUGGGUUGUUUUUGGUGAAAUCCUGUCAAUUACUAAUAAGUAUUUGGUCUGCGUUACUGCUUUUGACAUUGAAUCUUUGUCUACUCUUGAACCUCCUCCUAUGUUUGACAACUCAAAGAUGGAAACAAGGAAGUUGCAACUUAAAUUGAUUACUGGUUUUGGCAGCGCCCUACUGAAAAGGUUUUGUGGGAAGUCCCGCAGUACUCUGCUCUCUCUUGUAUCACGGGUUAGAAGUGCUUGUCUGGAUGAGAAGAUUGGUAUUGAAGUGAAGGUUGAUCAGAAUGAAAUUCAACUAUUUGCAUCCUCGGAAGACAUGGAAAGAGUUUUCUUCACUGUAAAUGAUGAUUUGAAGCGUGAACAGAGAUUGUUGCGUAAUGAAUGCAUGGAGAAAUGUUUGUACCAUGGGCCUGGAAUCACACCUUUCGCACUGUUUGGAGCUGGGGCUGUGAUCAAGCAUCUGGAACUUGAAAAGAGAUUUUUGACUGUUGAUGUUUAUAAUUCAAAUCUUGAUGCCCUUGAUGAUAAGGAGCUCGUAAUGUUUCUGGAGGAACGUACAUCCGGUGUUAUCUGUUCUACAUUCAAAGCAACGAGCAGCGGAAAAGAGAGUGACGAGAAUGAAAAAUGGGGCAGGGUAACAUUUCUCACUCCCCAUGCUGCUAAAAAGGCUGCUGAGAUUAGUGAAGUUGAUUUUCAUGGCUCUAUACUUAGACUAAUUCCUUCACGAACAUAUCUUGGUGCUGAUCAUAAAAUGUUCUCAUUCCCGGCUGUUAAAGCAAAAGUUUAUUGGCCUCGUAGACAGAGCAAGGGAAUUGGAGUUGUCAAAUGUGAUGUCAAUGACAUCCAUUUUCUGAUUGACGACUUCUCUAACCUUGUGAUUGGAGGAAAGUUUGUGUGGUGUGAUCGAAGUAAAAAGCAUGCAGAUGCUGUUGUGGUAGGUGGAAUUGAUAAACAGCUUUCUGAAGCUGAAAUUUUGGAUGUUUUGAGGAUGGCUACAAGCCGGAGAAUCUUGGAUUUUUUCCUGGUGAGAGGAGAUACUGUGGUAAAUCCACCUGGUGGUGCUUGUGAAGAAGCCGUAAUGAGAGAAAUAUUUCCCUUCAUGCCUAAAAGGAAUCUCCACAAUAACUGUUGCCGUGUCCAGGUCUUCCCACCUGAACCGAAGGAUUCUUUUAUGCGAGCACUCGUCAUCUUUGAUGGGAGAUUACAUUUGGAGGCAGCAAAAGCUUUGCAGCAAUUAGAAGGGAAAGUAUUGCCUGGCUGUCUUUCGUGGCAAAAAAUAAGGUGCCAGCAGUUGUUUCACAGCUCCUUGUCUUGCUCUGCAUCUGUCUAUGCUGUAAUCAAGAAUCAGCUGGAUUCCUUAGUUGCAAGGUUCAAACAUUUAAGGGGUACAGAAUGUUAUCUAGACAGAAACAGCAACGGCUUCUAUCAGGUGAGAAUAUCUACCAACGCUACAAAAACUAUUGCAGAGUUGAGAAAACCUCUUGAAGAACUAAUGGUAGGGAGGAAAGUAGACCAUGCCUGCCUCACUCCAAAUGUUUUGCAGCAUUUGCUCUCUAGAGAUGGUAUCAAUCUAAAGCGGUCAAUACAGAAAGAUACAGGAACCUUUAUACUCUUGGAUAGGCAUUGCCUAAAUGUACGGAUCUUCGGUACCUCGGGGAAUGUUGACAGGGCUGAAGAGAGAUUGGUUCAGUCCCUUCUCGCACACCAUGAAAGCAAGCAACUUGAAGUCCAUCUGAGAGGUCUUGGCUUGCCCCCGAACUUGAUGAAGGAAAUAGUGAAUCAAUUUGGGCCCGAUCUACAGGGGCUCAAAGAUAAGGUACCGGGAGCUGAGCUCACUCUUAAUGUUCGCUACCAUAUAAUUUCUGUUCAUGGUGGCAGAGAAUUGAAGCAGAAAGUUGAAGAGAUCAUUUAUGAGGUAGCACGGAUGAGUGUUGGUUCAUCGGAGAAGCACAGUGAUGAAGUAACCUGUCCCAUUUGCUUGUGUGCAGUUGAGGAUGGCUACAAUCUGGAGGUCUGCUUACAUUUAUUUUGUCGGUUAUGCUUGGUAGAACAGUGCGAGUCCGCGAUAAAAAACUUGGAUAGCUUUCCAAUAUGCUGUACCAAGGAGGAUUGCAAGGCUCCUUUUUUACUGACAGACUUGAGGUCUUUAUUAUCAAGUGAGAAAUUAGAGGAGCUCUUUAGAGCUUCUCUGGGGUCAUUUGUUGCAGCCAGUGGGGGUGCCUACAGAUUUUGCCCAUCCCCGGAUUGUCCCUCUGUAUAUCGAGUUGCAGACUCUGGGACAGCUGGGGAGCCAUUUGUCUGCGGAGCAUGUCAUGUGGAGACAUGCACUAGAUGCCAUUUGGAAUAUCAUUCAUACAUUUCGUGUGAGAGAUACCGAGAAUUCAAGGAGGACCCAGAUUCAUCACUUAAGGAGUGGUGCAGAGGGAAGGAAAAUGUGAAGGCUUGCCCAAUCUGCGGAUAUACAAUUGAGAAGGUGGAAGGUUGCAAUCAUGUGGAAUGCAAGUGCGGGAAACACAUUUGCUGGGUCUGUUUGGAGUUCUUUGCUAACAGUAAUGACUGCUAUGAUCAUCUGAGGUCUGUACACAUGAGCAUCCAAUGAAGCUUUUUUAACUGCCAUUGACAUCACUAAACAUUUACAGGUUUAGGUUAGUCCUUGUAUAUAUUGACCAAAUGUAGAUAGAUAUUCAAUAUGUGCAGCCUUGCAAAUCGCUCGAGGCUAAACAUAAUGAAUGAAUGCUUGCUUCUGUACAUAUUUAUCCUGCUCAUCUAUAGAUGCAAUUUUCCACCA